UCUUGUCAGUCAAAGAAAGGAGCAGAUCAAGCCAUGCAAGAAAGCAUCAUCAUUAUAUGCCCGACUUGUAUCUCCAAGGACUUUUAAUACAAAGAUGGAAACAAGGAUAGAGCUGGCUGUAUUGGACUCUAUUGAACCCACAACAUUUGUAGACAUGACACGCUUGAUUGUUAGAAAAACACCUCUUUAUAAACAAUAUCAGCAACUCAAGUUACAGUACCAUGCCUUUUCAUCAAAACUUGAAGAAAACCUUGUUCCUUUUACAAGCGAAAAAAGUCAUUUGAACGAUUGGAGUAAACGCACAAGCGUGUUUGAAAAGACAGAUUGUAUAGCACCCAUGGUUCAAACAUUGAUAGAUGAAAUGCGUCGAAUACCAGUCAGAAUGAGAGAGUCUUAUAUAAGGCAAUGGAAGCGAUGUCUAGUUAAACGGGCUCUUGCUAUGAUCAAGUUUGUAGAAGAUGAAACCCAUCUGAUAAUGAUUUAGUAACAAGGUUAAUGAAUGCCUUAGCUCUGUACAACAUGUCUGAUUUUACUAUCGUUUUAACUCAAGCAGAAAAGCUUAAACCGGGUAUGGUUGA
Messenger RNA from Gilbertella persicaria, 578 nucleotides. RefSeq lists its product as uncharacterized. Gene Ontology annotation, cellular component: autophagosome; endosome. The record is from RefSeq and is a predicted model, not a curated record. Gene Ontology annotation, biological process: endocytosis; autophagy. The transcript has 4 exons. The coding region runs from base 95 to 484 and encodes 129 amino acids. NCBI's taxonomy places the organism in Eukaryota, Fungi, Mucoromycota, Mucoromycetes, Mucorales, Choanephoraceae. Gene Ontology annotation, molecular function: guanyl-nucleotide exchange factor activity.